UUGGAGAAGACACUGCAUCGUGACAGCUGUCAUAUUAGGAAUGUGAUCGUGAUUGAUAAAUGUUAAUGUAAACAAUUUGACCGAUGUCUGCGUCGUCUGUUUCAAAGAUAAAGUAGUCGGAUUUGACGUUUAAAUCGCAUUCAGAUUAAUUGCGCUCAAACUGUUCUUACAAAUAAACGUUGUAAACGAUGACAAUGGGCGAUGAGACUCCAGUUGCAUCACUGGUUCUUCCUGUAAUUUUAAGGCCGAUAUUAAUGAAGCUAGAGAGACAAAAUGUAUUGGCAGCUCAAACUUUACGCACAGCUUUAUUGAAAGCUGAAAAUUCUCAUCCAGGGAUCACACAUGAUUUCAUUCUUGGUAUAAUUAGACGGGCAGAACUUAAUCUUGAUAUGAAUGAGAGUGUACUGAGAUUGCAAGGAGCUGCUUCUGAUUAUGAUGUUGUGGAAUAUAGAUCGGCUAGAUCUGAAGAUGCUUUUCAAGAAUUAAAUCGUAAAUCAACCUCGUUGAAAAGAAUACUUAGCCGAAUUCCUGAUGAAAUAACAGAUCGUAAAACUUUUCUUGAAACAAUAAAGGAGAUAGCAAGUGCAAUAAAGAAACUCUUAGAUGCUGUGAACGAAGUCACUGCAUUUAUACGUGGUUCUGCAGGGAAGCAGGCACUAGAUCAGAGGAAAAGGGAAUUUGUUAAAUAUAGUAAACGAUUUAGUAACACAUUGAAAGAGUAUUUUAAAGAAGGACAAGCUAAUGCAGUAUUUGUGAGUGCACUGUACUUAAUACAUCAGACAAAUAUGAUAAUGCUCACAGUAAAAGAUAAAUGUAACUGAGGGAGAAAAGAUUAACAUCUGAAAACAAAAAUAAAAGCGGGA
Molecule: messenger RNA, 863 nt
Organism: Dufourea novaeangliae
Lineage: Eukaryota; Metazoa; Arthropoda; Insecta; Hymenoptera; Halictidae
Gene: Ccm3
Product: programmed cell death protein 10
Exons: 6
Coding region: 189-821 (210 amino acids)
Biological process (GO): regulation of Golgi organization; positive regulation of MAP kinase activity
Cellular component (GO): FAR/SIP/STRIPAK complex; Golgi apparatus
Molecular function (GO): protein kinase binding
Source: RefSeq, a predicted model, not a curated record